Molecule: messenger RNA, 539 nt
Organism: Priapulus caudatus
Lineage: Eukaryota; Metazoa; Priapulida; Priapulimorpha; Priapulimorphida; Priapulidae
Product: acid-sensing ion channel 5-like
Exons: 2
Coding region: 102-539 (145 amino acids)
Biological process (GO): sodium ion transmembrane transport
Cellular component (GO): membrane
Molecular function (GO): ligand-gated sodium channel activity
Source: RefSeq, a predicted model, not a curated record
ACGGCGUGUUUCGUAUAUAUUCGUCGCUCACAUCGCCCGCGCAGCGUGCUAGAGAAGAUCGCAGUCAGGACGACAGCAACGGCGACGUACCUGCAGCGAUAAUGCAGGUGCUGCGGGACUUCGUGGAUAGCACGUCGGCUCACGGCGUGUACAGGGCCGCCACGCCGAUGUCGCUGUUCCGCCGCACCGUCUGGUCGCUCCUCUUUGUGCUGCUCUUCGGCUUCGCCAUCGUGCAGGCGUAUAACAUAUUGGAAAAGUACCUCUCCUAUCCGAAGCUUGUCGACGUGGACGUGAUCUACGCCAAGGAGCUGAUGUUUCCCGCCGUGACAAUCUGCAACCAGAACGCGUACGCGGGUUAUAAGCUGGAUGCGUACAACAUCAGCGUGGACACCGUGCAGGAGGCCAAGAUUUGCGACCCUUUCGAUUACGAGUACAGCUACGAGAACGACGACGACAGCUGCGACGAUGCAGAAGUGGGGGAGCAGCUUAGACGGCAGCUGCUGCUGAAGGUGCUAAGCAGCCUUACCUGGCAAGAGUGA